CAGAUGUCUUUCUUCCUGGCUGAGAUGUUUCUGUGGUCUUUGAAGACCAACUUGCAUAUUAGAGAUGAAGACAUUGGGAUCCACCAGUACUAUGACAAGAAAGAACCAGCAUCACAGAUGAAGCACGGUUACUUAGAAGAAAAGCAAAAGCUGGCAGAAUCUCGAGAUUAUCCUUGGAUACUAAAAACCAAGCGACCAGACAAACUGCGAGAUGCACUCAAGGAGGUAGAGGACUUAAUGCAAAACUGUUCGUGUGUGCUGAGCAAAUGGAAGAACGAACAUACCUGUCAGCUCCUCUUUCACUCAGGCAUCUUGGUGUCCCUAAGCCUUUCUGGGCCUCAGCUGGAGAAAGUGGUGAUUGACAAGACCCUGGUGGGAAAGCUCAUCUCCAACACCAUCAGUGAUGCUGUUCUUACAGACAAUUUCAUCAUCUUGUCAUUUGAGGACCAUAACCAACUCUGCUUUAUUCAGUUUACAAAGAAGAUGGAUUCUCCUGAUGUAAACAAAAGACUGGAAAAACUCUCUUGUUUGGACUUUAAGAUUUCUGACAUUGAUAUACUUGGACCAGAAGGUAGAAGGAUGAAACGUCACCUAGCAAUAAAUUGUAUGCAAGAUAUGGUCAUUUGCUGGUGGUCAGCAACUAGUGAUGGAGCAUGGCCUUGGUCUCCUAUUUCCAGUGAGAGGGACAGAGCCAACUUAUUGCUAUUAGGCUGUGCACAUGGCAAAUUGGAGGUCCUGAGUUAUGUCCGUACAGAGUGGGAUCCUCUCGAUGCUAGCUUCAGCACUCAUCAGCCUUACCAGGUGUACACAGUCGAGCACUCAGUCUCUGCAGCCAAAGAGCCCAUGGUUGACAGCUGCAUCUACAAGUGCAUUAGGAAUAAAAUUCAGUGUGUGGCCGUCACCAGGAUACCGCUGCGAUCCAAGGCCAUCAGCUGCUGCAGAGAUGUUACAGAAGAUAAACUAGUCCUGGGCUGUGAAGAUUUGUCAAUAAUUCUGUAUGAAGCCUACAACCAAGUGACUCUGUUAGCCCAAGCAGAACUGCUGCCUGAUGUAAUAACCUAUCACCCUUCUGGAGCCAUAUUCGUGGUCGGCAGCUCUCAAGGGGAGCUGCAACUAUUUGACACAGCACUGUCCCCAAUUAAAAUUCAGCUUUUGGCACAAGACUAUUCACCUCAGACAACUCUGCAAUUCAGUAAACACUUUGAGGUGCCUAGCAGCCUCAUCCAGAUCCAGUGGGCUGCUCCUUCAGUUGCAUUUGCCAGCCCUCAUGGCACAGAUAUUCAUGAUCUUUUGUUGGUUAGAUUUGUCAAAGGACCCUUGGGAGUACUUCAUUUUAAACUUGGUGUGAUCACAAAAGGACAACUGGGCCUUGUGGAAAUCAUCCACCAGUACAUUCGUUACGAUGAGAUACAUGAGGCAGUUAAUGUCCUGAACACCAUGAACUGGAACACUAUGGGUCGUCAGUGCUAUAUCUGCACAACUGCCAUUGUCAACCACCUUCUUAAACAGAAGCUUACACCAGACAGAGAAGCACAGCUUGAGGCAAGCCUGGGAACCUUUUAUGCUCCAACAAGACCCCUCUUGGAUACAACUGUGCUGGAGUACAGGGACCCAAUCAGCAGAUACGCAAGAAGGUUCUUCCACCACCUGCUCAGGUUUCAGAGGUUUGAGAAGGCAUUUCUGCUAGCUGUUGACAUAGGUGCUCGGGACCUGUUUAUGGACAUCCAUUACCUUGCACUAGAUAAGGGUGAAUUGGCACUAGCUGAAGUGGCGAAGAAAAAGGCUAAUGACAUUGAUGCAGAAUCAAUAACUACUGGAAUUGAACUUCUGGGGCAGUCAGAUGAAGAAGACCCAUCUUGCAAAGCUUUCAUUGACAGAUCUUCAGAGCAGGGAGGAGGACACAACCUGCCUGAUCCAGGCCCUGCCAUGAGAACACCAGUGCAGAGCUGCUCCCACAG
Molecule: messenger RNA, 1958 nt
Organism: Acanthisitta chloris (rifleman)
Lineage: Eukaryota; Metazoa; Chordata; Aves; Passeriformes; Acanthisittidae
Gene: WDPCP
Product: WD repeat containing planar cell polarity effector
Exons: 14
Biological process (GO): establishment of protein localization; nervous system development; cilium organization
Cellular component (GO): axonemal basal plate
Molecular function (GO): protein binding
Source: RefSeq, a predicted model, not a curated record